UCAAUUUGCGCCUUCUUGCUCCCCUGCCGCCACUCCGCCCGCGCUGCUCUGCCAUGCCGUGCUCCGAAGAGACGGUCUCCCCCAGCAAGCGGCCCCGGCCUGCGGAGGAGGGCGGCCUGCGGCUCCGCUUCGUCCGGCUGUCGGAGCACGCCACCGCGCCCACCAAGGGCUCCGCCCGGGCCGCGGGCUACGACCUGUACAGUGCCUAUGAUUACACGGUACCACCUAUGGAGAAAACCCUUGUGAAAACCGACAUUCAGAUCGCUCUUCCUUCUGGGUGCUAUGGAAGAGUAGCUCCACGUUCUGGCUUGGCUGCAAAACACUUCAUAGAUGUGGGAGCUGGUGUCAUAGAUGAAGAUUAUAGAGGAAAUGUUGGUGUUGUACUGUUUAAUUUUGGCAAAGAAAAGUUUGAAGUGAAAAAGGGUGACCGAAUUGCACAGCUCAUUUGUGAACGGAUUUUUUAUCCAGAAAUAGAGGAAGUUCAAGCUUUGGACAACACUGACCGGGGUUCCGGAGGUUUUGGUUCCACCGGGAAGAAUUAAAAUCUAUGCCAAGGGCCCGGCCGGUGUGGCUCAGCAGUUGAGCAUCGAUCCAUGUACCAAGAGGUUACCGGUUCAAUUCCUGGUCAGGACACAUGCCCAGGUUGUGGGCCCG
Molossus molossus (Pallas's mastiff bat) is the source of this 654-nucleotide messenger RNA. It is a transcript of the gene DUT, whose product is annotated as deoxyuridine triphosphatase. Gene Ontology annotation, molecular function: dUTP diphosphatase activity; magnesium ion binding. Lineage: Eukaryota; Metazoa; Chordata; Mammalia; Chiroptera; Molossidae. The transcript is spliced from 6 exons. The record is from RefSeq and is a predicted model, not a curated record. Gene Ontology annotation, biological process: dUMP biosynthetic process; dUTP catabolic process. The coding region runs from base 54 to 542 and encodes 162 amino acids.